UCAAGAGUAUCUUAUGAUUUCCACAACGGAUCACUUCAUUGAAGUCAUGGUCUCACAAAGGAUGGCAAUCUUUGCUCUAGGGUUUGCUGCUCUUUUUGGAUAUUCUUUGUGUGCUUCAGUAGAAGUCAAUCAAUGCGUAACACAUUUGGAUGACGUGAUUGCACAGACAAAUUUUGACAUCAAACAGUUCGCCGGAGUAUGGUAUACUUACGCAGGUACUACUUAUGUGUAUGGCGAGAACACGUGGGAUUCCAUGAUAAAUAUUAUAUAUGCCAAUGAAGAUGGGUCCAUCACCAGGGUCAUUACAGGACAUUCAAAAUAUAAAGACAAAUGUGUCGUACAUCCUAGCGUUAUGACAAAAGAUGACACAGCAGAAUAUUCCGGAGCUCUGAUGCAGGGAACAAUAAAAUAUAAAAUUAUGUUUACUGACUACAGUUCUGCAGCCAUGUUUUUCUGUUUUGAUGUCCAAGCUGAUGGCACAUGUGCACAUGAAAAGGAACAAAUUGAAAUUUGGUCACGCUCAACAGAUGAGAUGACAACAGAUAUUAUGAACAAUCUGCUUUCAUACUUUGGAGGAAUUGAAUGUACUGACGUGAAAGACAUGAAAACUACGGUACAAGGUCACUGUGAAACUCCUUCAUCAUCGGAACCAGUUAAACCAGAAGGUGGCUGUUAUUUCGCUCCUAAUGAACAGCAUGUUGCUCUUUCUGAAGAACGGCCAACUGGUGACUUUUUCUCUAUGUAUGUUGCUGUAGCCGAAGGGGAAGAGCCUAUUAUGUCAACUUAUAAAUUCACUGUAAGCCAAAACGAUAAUAUCUUGUAUGUAACGAGCUCCACUCGAAGGGAUAAUGUUUGCUCAGAAAUAGAGUUGGGGAAAUAUUUUAGAAUUUCCGAAGGUCAUUAUUUGCAGAUAGGCAGUUCUAUUCCAAGGGAAAUUUGGAUAGCUGAAAUCGAAAAAGGUGUCAUUGGGUUAUUCAUAUGCUAUGAGAGGAAAGGAGGAAAAUGUACAAAAAGUCGAGUACAACGUCUUGUUAAAGACAUCAAACCUAUUACUUUGGAUGUCCUAAAGAAAUUAGAGGACAGGCUUGCUGAUCACUUUUGCACAAAAUAUGACAUAUGUGUUGGUCAAAAUGCAGAGUCAUGCAGAAUCCCAGAUCUUAUCAACAGUCUCAUUUCGUUCAGUGACACGAUGCUUUAUACCAAAGAAUCCAUACCUCACCAUAUAACAUCAAGACUUGCAAGAAUGCAAAUUGGAUCUUGUCAACUCAGCAGUAUACCGGUUGAAGAGUCUCUUCAAUUAUCUCAGCUAUCAGGACUAUGGUAUGAACUAGCAAGACCAAUGAAUGUUGCAAACCAAUUUGAGUCUGCUGUGGUUUAUUUCCAAUAUCAAGAAGAUGGUACAUUACAUAGUACAUAUUCAGGAGCAAUAAAUGACAAAUGCAGUCCUGCAAUUUCAAGCCAUACCAAGCAUUUAAAAGGCAGUGCACAUGAUGCAGAAAUGAUGGCGAAAUUACAUGGACCAGACGAGGUGUUUAUUUGGAUGGAUUACAAAAUAGUCUAUUAUGAUGGUACAUACUCUGUACACUAUGGAUGCUUCGGAACUGACGAUAAUGGUAACUGUAAGCAUGCAGAGGCAAGUCUGUAUGGUAGAAAGCGGACGAUAGAUGAAGCAACAAAGGAAAGAAUUUUGUCACUAUUCCCGUCUUUGUGUUUAUCAACUGACUUCCUACAAGACACAGUACACCAUGUUGAUUGUAGUGAUUGGGUUAUACCACAGACAGAUCGUAGAAUAAAUAAUGGGUACUGCAAUGUAAAGGACAUUCCUGCACAGAAAGUUGUUAGUUUGAAACAGAUGGCAGGUAGCUGGUAUGUGAUUGCUGGUACAAACCCUAUGUUCCAUCGAUUUGAUAUGAGGCUACAUGAAGACAUUCUCAUAACAGAAGGCUUUGGACGAAAGGACGGAGUAUGCACCUCGCUUUUCACAAACACUGGAACUAGUGUUUUGCAUAACAAUAAUGGGGAGAUUUUAAUCUCAUUUCAAAACCAAAACUAUAGAGGAUACUUUACAGGUAAAAUAAUUUACACCGAUUACCAAGUGGCAAUAUUAUACCUGUGUGCAGAUGAGACAAUACAGGGUGAAUGUUUGCAGUACAGAGUCAGUAUACUCAGUAGAACACAGACUCUUGACUCAAUGGGACGUUCAUUAUUAGACGCAAAACUCAAAUUACCAUGUGGAGAUCUAUCCGCGAACCUAACACAAAUAACAGAUCAUUGUGAAAAGGACCAGAGUUGUCUUAUUGAUGACAUACCGGCAGUGGAAAAUAUUGAUAUUCGAAAGAUUUUAGGUUUAUGGUAUGAUAUUAUGAGUAUGAACAGGUUUAAUAAUAGUGAUUCCGCUACAUUAAAGUUCAGCUUAGAUGAAGAUGGACAUAUCAAUCUUAAGCUUACUAAAUUGCAGUCAGAUGGAACAUGCGUUCAGCCACCAUAUUAUACUAACAUGAAAAGACAAAAUGAGAAUGGUGAUUUCCUAGCAACAACACUUUCUAAUUUCAAUAAACCAGGAUUCCAUCCAUUUAAAAUACUGUUUACUGACUAUGAUACUACAAUGGUAACAUACAUAUGUACAGACAUUCAGGAGGAUGGACAAUGUAGUGAAAAAGGAAAACGUUUGUCAAUUUUAUCAAGAACUCAAUCUAUGACACCAGAGACUAGAGCUAGUGUUUUAAGAUUUGUGGACCUAGCAUGUGUAGACAGAAAUGUCAUGAUUGAAGUAAAACACGAAGUGGACUGUUCAUCAUUUUAAUGACAAUAAUUGGAGCUUUAGACUUUAUUCUUCCAAUAUACGUGUAUGUUAUCCACAAUGUUAACACACUGUUGGCGAUAAAUUGAAUAUCUGAUAUUUUGAGUAAAUAAUUUGAAAGAACUAGCAAUUUGAAUGUAAAGUUCUUUAAAACAAAAAACUUGCUUUUUACGAUAUUUAUUGUAAGAUUCAUUGUAUUGUUAAUGUACAUUUUUUGUGUUUUCGUGUUAGGAAAAGAGGAAUUAAACAUUUAUUUUCAAGUAUGUUGUAUCUUUUAUUUGAUUAUAAUUAUGAAUGUGUUAAAGGUACAGGACUCUUAUUCCUUGUAAAAUCUGAACGAGGGAUACUCGAAGUCUAAAGUUAAAGAAUUAUUAAACUUAAAAAUUGG
This is a messenger RNA of Mytilus trossulus (common blue mussel), 3188 nucleotides long. RefSeq lists its product as uncharacterized. Gene Ontology annotation, biological process: response to reactive oxygen species; lipid metabolic process. The coding region runs from base 14 to 2803 and encodes 929 amino acids. NCBI's taxonomy places the organism in Eukaryota, Metazoa, Mollusca, Bivalvia, Mytilida, Mytilidae. The record is from RefSeq and is a predicted model, not a curated record. Gene Ontology annotation, cellular component: cytoplasm. The transcript is spliced from 24 exons.